AUGGCGGUGCAGUCGAAGGAGAUGGCUUACACCAUGGAGUAUCCUCCAGAAAAGCUGAAGUUCACGGAGCACUUCUCCUCCUUGUUGUUCAGCGGCGACCUGGGAUUGACGCUUUUGGAGCUGGGAAGUUUGGGAUCUCUGGUGGCGGCCGCCUUUCUGGUUCCUCCAGAGAAGGCCAACGUGAAGGGAUCUUGGACUUUGAAAGAGUUGGCAGGCUUUCUCUGUGCAAAAGCCGUAGUGACACGACUCUACAAUACCUAUUUGGAGGCGAUUUUCUUCAGCUUUCCUCAGUUCCGCACUCAACCCUCCCGAGAACACGCUUUGAAGAACAAGAAAGACCUGUGUGGACGUGACAUGAAAGAGCUCCAGACCAUCCUCUACCACGACAGGUUGACCUUGAUCAGCCAGUUUGCAUUCAAUGUCGGGCUCUACUAUGCCAUUCCUGGCUAUUAUCCUAUGGCACAAGAAGUGGUGGCACCCCUCCGUGAGCGUGUCGUGCGAGUGGUGGCGAAUCACUACAUCCUCUCCUUCGGCAUGUACUGGAUGCACCGUGCAUUGCAUGUGGUGCCCUGGCUUUGGGACAAGAUCCACUCAUACCACCACUGGGCCAAGCAUCCGCUGUCACGCAACACCUAUGAUGAUCACUGGUUGGACAACCUGGGGAACGCGGUGAUUGGUCACUUCUGUGCUCAGAUCCUCUUGCCACUAGACCGCGGCAGCUUUUGGUUCUCUCAUUUGAUUCGGAUCUUUGAGAGUCUGGAAAAGCACUCGGGCGUGAGCUGUGGAUUCAACCUGGCCCACCAGCUGCAGAGGGUGUUGCCAUUUGCUCAGAUGCCCCAUCACCAUGACUGGCAUCAUGAAGGCCACAAAGGUUGCAACUAUACCUUUACCUCCAUCGGCGGCUUGUGGGAUUGUGUCUUCGGCACGCGAAAGGUGGGCCGUGCACCCGAGAUUCUAUCGUCCCAGACCACUUUGAUGGAUCGAGUGCAGGGAAAGAAGGCAGGCCGUUCUAAGAGCUUGUUGGAUCAUCCAGUGGUUGUCAUGACACCGGUCGUUUCGGUCGCUGCGUUGGCCUUUGCGAAACUUCAUCGGGAGAACUAUUCCUUGGCCAAGUGA
This is a messenger RNA of Durusdinium trenchii, 1116 nucleotides long. The record is from the annotation of a GenBank genome assembly. Lineage: Eukaryota; Dinophyceae; Suessiales; Symbiodiniaceae.